CCCUCUCCACACAACUCUCAAACAACAAACCAAAAUCAGAAACACAGAAAAGGGAAACAAAUUCCAGUCCAGAUCCGUCGGAAUCGUAUUCCGGUUACCGUCCGUCGAGAUGUUUCUGUUGGACUGGUUUUACGGCGUCUUGGCAUCUCUCGGGUUAUGGCAAAAGGAGGCCAAGAUCUUGUUCCUUGGCCUCGACAACGCCGGCAAAACUACGCUCCUUCACAUGCUUAAGGAUGAGAGAUUGGUGCAGCAUCAGCCGACACAGUAUCCAACGUCGGAGGAGCUGAGCAUCGGCAAAAUUAAGUUUAAGGCUUUUGAUUUGGGUGGUCAUCAGAUCGCCCGUAGGGUUUGGAAGGAUUAUUACGCUAAGGUUGAUGCUGUGGUUUAUUUGGUGGAUGCGUAUGACAAGGAACGUUUUGCAGAAUCCAAAAAGGAACUCGAUGCACUCCUCUCGGACGAGUCACUAGCAAAUGUCCCGUUUCUGAUUUUGGGUAACAAGAUCGACAUACCUUAUGCAGCCUCGGAAGACGAAUUCCGUUAUCACCUGGGGCUGACAGGUGUCACUACUGGCAAAGGGAAGGUGAAUCUUGCGGAUUCAAACGUGCGCCCUCUUGAGGUAUUCAUGUGCAGCAUUGUGCGCAAAAUGGGUUAUGGAGAUGGUUUCAAAUGGGUCUCUCAAUAUAUAAAGUAGAGCUUUUCUAUCAUCAUCAGCAGCAGCAUUAUAUGGAUUGGAGAUGAAUGUAAAAUUUCUUUCUUGAUGAAAGAGGUGAAGAGGGGGGAAGAUUUAUUUUUCUGUUGGGUGUCGAUUCUGUUUUUUGCUAAGACGUUUAUUCUUUGCGCUUUGAUGAAUCUGUAAAGUUGGGAGAAAUCUGAUUGCAACUUCCCUCUGAAAAUGUAUUAUAUCUGAGAUUGGAGAAUUUUGCUGGUGUAUUGUUUGUGCUGGAGAUACUGAUCAAGGUAUAAUAUAACUCAUUCCUCCUUCAGACAACACAGA
Molecule: messenger RNA, 994 nt
Organism: Striga asiatica
Lineage: Eukaryota; Viridiplantae; Streptophyta; Magnoliopsida; Lamiales; Orobanchaceae
Source: the annotation of a GenBank genome assembly